AUGUUCCGAAUUUCACUUCAAGUAGAACAGGCCAACGGAUCCUCACUGCUACAGGAAGUGCUAACAUUUCUGGUGCCCGCUAGUCUUGAGGAUUCCAGGGUUCGGCUGAUUGGUUGCUUAGCAACCACCCGUGUGUGUGUGAGGGGCGCAAAUGGUGGACUAACCGACGCGGAACCU
Messenger RNA from Sphaeroforma arctica JP610, 177 nucleotides. RefSeq lists its product as hypothetical. The record is from RefSeq and is a predicted model, not a curated record. The annotation marks the transcript as partial. NCBI's taxonomy places the organism in Eukaryota, Ichthyosporea, Ichthyophonida. The transcript has a single exon.